GAGCCACAGUAUCGUAUCUCAAACACAGCUCAGCCUGAGAGAGUAGAGUCUCGGCUCCAUUAAACUCUGCUGCUCAACAGAAGCUGCUGGUUCACUCUCGCUUUUCAGGCACAGCUCUCUCUCUCUUUCUCUCUCUCUCGUUCUCUCUCCUCUGCUCAGCUCAAGACCGUCACUGCUGCGCAGGCUGUUGAAAGAUCAACACUCUGUUACCAAAAUGGAGUCCCCCCUGACAGAAUUUGCCACAUUGCUGCCCAAUCGAUCCACGGAGAGCUGCCCACCUGUGGACAGUACAGUGGAGAACACGAUUUUUGGAUUGUACUACAUUAUAAUUUUCCUUCUGGCACUGAACGGCAAUAGCCUUGCCCUGUGGAUCUUCGCCCGCCAGAGAAGCAACUCUUCUCCAGCCAAUGUCUUCCUGCUUCAUCUUGCUGUGGCUGACCUGUUUUACAUCUUCGUUUUACCCCUCAGAGCCACUUAUCAUUUAACUGGGGGACAUUGGCCGUUUGGUGAAAUUCCCUGCCGUCUUGCAGGCUUCUUCUUUUACGUCAACAUGUAUGCCAGUUUGUACUUCCUAGCCUGUGUUGCAGGUGAUAGAUACCUUGCUGUGGUACAUGCUGUACGUUCCCUCAAGGUCAGGCGCCCUCGUUACGCUCACAUUGCCAGUUUUGCCCUAUGGGCUUUGGUGAUAGUGUCUAUGGCGCCCCUACUGGUCACCAAGCAGACUGCAGAAUUCAACGGCUCUACCAUAUGCUUGCAACUGUACAGAGAAAAGGCCUCACGGCAUGCUCUCGUCUCUCUCGCUGUAGCCUUCAUGCCACCUUUCAUUGCCACGCUUUCUUGCUACCUGUUGAUAGUGAACAGUCUGCGGAAAGGUUCAAGGCUGGAGCCAGCACUUAAACUCCGAGCUCUCCGCACCAUUGGUCUGGUCAUGCUCAUCUACAUAGUGUGCUUUCUGCCCUAUCAUUUAAGCCGUGCAACCUUCAUCCUAGGUUACGGACACCCAGACUUAUCCUGUCAAAUUAAACGAGGACUAGCCCUGGCUAACCGACUUACAUCCUCCCUAACCUGCCUGAAUGGGGCUUUGGAUCCUCUGGUCUACCUGUUUGCUGCGGAGAAGUUCAGGGAAAGCGUUCGCAGGCUUUUUUGCAGAGAUCAGUCAGGGGGGUCCGGCGCUAUAAGCGGGGACCUGAAAGGUACACAUGAGAGCUCUCUGACCGCAAAGUCUGAGUUCUUAUGAAAAUCUUAAAAAUGGCAUGGACAUUUUUCAUUGGAUUUAGUGAUUUGGCCUAUCCACUUCUUCAGUGUACGGUCAAUUAAAGAUAGGGAACUCUAAACAGCCUUAUGUCAAAAAACCAAGUCUGUGUUUUGGGGGGGUUAAAGCAAUUGUAUGUAAAUUUAAAGAUCAGUUACAACAUCACUCUGUUACACUGACUUCUAAUAAGGCGAAUGGCUUUUGCUUUCACCCAAACAUCUGCUCUAGGAAUAUUUAAGUUGCAGAGUGGAUAUAAAGUCGGGUUGAUUUAAGGCAACAACAAAUGCAUGUACACAGCUAUCCGCUGUAAUUACUACAGCGAUAUGUUUGUGAUGAAUGAUUUUGAGGAUAAGAAUUUUCAUGUAUUAAUCGCUUUUCAUAAUCGCUCUUUGAUGUCCCCCUGGUGGCUGGCUGCAGUACAGGUCAUAAACCCCGCCCUCUCCAUGUAGACGAAAGGAACUUGGGGUCAAAUUAAAAAAUAAAAAUUUACACUUCCAAUACAAAAAGAUGGUUUUGGUAAUUUAAGGUAGUUAUCGCGCUGAAACGUUCAAUUGUAAAUUUUUGUGAUAAGUUUGAUUUUAGCUAGUAAUUUGAUGCUAUAAAAAUGGGGCAUUGUUAUGGUAGAUUGGGUCUGCAGGAGUUUGGGCGGGAGUUUGAUACCGAGACUCGACGACACUACUGCGCAGACUCUGGCUCCAAAUUACAACAUUUACUCAAGAUGGCCGUACUUGGAUGCUUUGGCUCCACUUUUCUAUAAUGGAAGGAAGUAGAAACACGUCGUUCCAUCUUUUUUAACAGUCUAUGGCCGUGAGUAUGUAAGCAAGGGUUGCCAGGUUUUCAUAUCAAAAUCCAACCAAUUGCUACCCAAAACUAGCCCAAUCGCGUUCCAGGGGGGAAAUAAACCCAAGUUUUCGCAUUCCAUAUUUAGUGGUUAUCAUUCCAUAGUUAUCAGACUAUCAAUAAUAUCAUGUUAUUAGGGUCACUUCAACCAGCUCUUGUACAUUACGUAUGCACGAGUGCGAGCAUUAGCAAAUAAGUUUGCUGGCUGCAGUUCACUUAACAGCCACCGAUUCUCUCUCAUCGAUAAUAAAACAAAGGUUUCUGAAUUGUACAUAUUGCUUAUUUAAUUGCAAAUGGCUCAAAAUACACAAAACUACAUACAGUUGCUUUAAAGCUAAAGACUGUAGGCUAUAAGUGACUGUUAAAUAUCAGUCAGUUGCCAGAACACAUUGGACAGGGACUAAAUACUCCAUUAAGGCUCAAGAAGACAUAAAUUGUGCCUAAGACUGUGUCCUGCCUUUUAAAAUGUAUAUUGUGUUUUUUUUAUUAGCAUAUUACCUGUUUGCUAAUGACGUGCUUUGACUGUACAUUUUGUAAGAACUUCGUUUCCUAAUGAAAUCAGUGUAAAACUAAAGAUUUUCAUACUCAGUGUAAAAACUACGUAUAUAAUCAUGUUUAAUGGUGGGAUUUUCUGGUUAUUGCACUCUCAAGCUGUGGUAAGAAUGUGUGAAGGUUAACAAACCAUUGAGGAGUCAAUAUGAAUACUACUUUAAUUUUUUUAAUUCCUUGAUGGCUUUUUGAUAAUAUUUGUUAUUAAGACUAUUUAGAUACAUGUGCACUUAACACUAUAUAGUCACUUAAUAUUAUUAAUUAUACCUUUUAUUGUACAAGUACAGAUUUUUUGGUGACAUAGCACUGGUUUAGUUUUCGCUUCUUGUAAUCAAGCUGUAUCAUUACUAAUAUUAUUUUAACUGGUAUACAUGUAUUUUAUUAAGU
Molecule: messenger RNA, 3028 nt
Organism: Carassius auratus (goldfish)
Lineage: Eukaryota; Metazoa; Chordata; Actinopteri; Cypriniformes; Cyprinidae
Product: uracil nucleotide/cysteinyl leukotriene receptor-like
Exons: 2
Coding region: 215-1237 (340 amino acids)
Biological process (GO): G protein-coupled receptor signaling pathway
Cellular component (GO): membrane
Molecular function (GO): G protein-coupled receptor activity; oxysterol binding
Source: RefSeq, a predicted model, not a curated record